Molecule: messenger RNA, 1818 nt
Organism: Jaculus jaculus (lesser Egyptian jerboa)
Lineage: Eukaryota; Metazoa; Chordata; Mammalia; Rodentia; Dipodidae
Gene: Gipc1
Product: GIPC PDZ domain containing family member 1
Molecular function (GO): protein binding
Source: RefSeq, a predicted model, not a curated record
CCUCCUCCCGGCGGUGGCAGCAGGGAGCGGCCCGGGCUCCGGAGUUUGCAGAGGGCCGAUCCCGGCGCGCGCAGGGCGGUGGCGGUGGCUCAGAUGAGGAAGUUGAGGCGCUGGGAAGUGAAGUGACUUGGUUCAGCCCCACAGCUGAUACCCCAGGCCGGGUCCCCGCACCUCCCCGCUCAUGCCACUGGGACUGGGGCGGCGGAAAAAGGCCCCUCCUCUGGUUGACAAUGAGGAGGCCGAGCCGGGCCGGGGCGGGCUGGGCGUGGGCGAGCCGGGGGGGCCGCUGGGCAGCGGUGUCGCGGGGGGACCCCAGAUGGGCCUGCCCCCGCCUCCCGCCGCCCUGCGGCCCCGCCUGGUGUUCCACACCCAGCUGGCCCACGGCAGCCCCACCGGCCGCAUCGAGGGCUUCACCAACGUCAAAGAGCUGUACAGCAAGAUCGCCGAGGCCUUCCGGCUGCCAGCUGCCGAGGUGAUGUUCUGCACCCUCAACACCCACAAGGUGGACAUGGACAAACUACUCGGGGGGCAGAUCGGGCUGGAGGACUUCAUCUUUGCCCACGUCAAGGGGCAGCGCAAGGAGGUAGAGGUGUUCAAGUCAGAGGACGCGCUGGGCCUCACCAUCACGGACAACGGGGCGGGCUACGCCUUCAUCAAGCGCAUCAAAGAGGGAAGUGUGAUCGACCACAUCCAGCUCAUCAGUGUGGGUGACAUGAUCGAGGCCAUCAACGGGCAGAGCCUGCUGGGCUGCCGGCACUACGAGGUGGCCAGGCUGCUCAAGGAGCUCCCUCGGGGCCGCACCUUCACGCUGAAACUCACGGAGCCCCGCAAGGCCUUUGACAUGAUCAGCCAGCGCUCGGCCAGCGGCCGCCCUGGAUCGGGUGCCCAACUGGGCACUGGCCGAGGGACCCUCCGACUCCGCUCCAGGGGCCCUGCCACAGUGGAGGAUCUGCCCUCAGCCUUUGAGGAAAAGGCCAUUGAGAAAGUCGAUGGCCUGCUGGAGAGCUAUAUGGGGAUCAGAGACACAGAGCUGGCGGCCACCAUGGUUGAGCUGGGGAAGGACAAAAGGAACCCGGACGAACUGGCCAAGGCCCUGGACGAGCAGCUCGGCGACUUUGCCUUCCCGGACGAGUUUGUCUUCGACGUGUGGGGAGCCAUCGGCGAUGCUAAGGUCGGCCGCUACUAGGACGCGCACUGGACCCCGAGGUGACAACCAGGCCGGGCCUGGAGAGGGCUUCCAGCGGGGGACUCCGAAGCCGGGACCCGAGCACCCGGCUUGGGCCUGGAGCUCAGCAGAAGAUUGUCAAAGAGGCGGCACUUGGCCCCUGCGCCCCGCUCCGAUCGGUACCACCACCUUCCCCGGUGCCCAGCCCAGCUGGGGUCCCUGGUCGCCCUUGGGAUCCCCACCUACCUCAGCAGAGUCAGCUUGUAGGGAAGAAUCGGCCCCCCCCCCCCCCCCCCCCCGGCAGCCUCCUCCACCCGCACCACUUUUCCAUCAUCCGCUGCCAGACUCUUGCGUCUCCCUUAGGGCCGCGGUUCUGUUUGGAGGCCGUGCCUCCUUCAUUUCUGAGCUGGACAUGCAGAAAGGAGGCACCCCCUUAGCAAAAGGCAAUAAUAAUAAUAAUAAUACCUGUCCCCACCGGGAAGAGCCCCCCCUCCGUUGGAUUCUGUUACCUUCCCACUUGAGAAUAGACUGCUGUGAACCCCAAGAUGCCACCAUCACCCCUCACGCCGCGGAGGGAGGGAGGGAGGGAUGAGUGAGGCGGCGGGCUUUCGUAUCUGAAUUCUCUGUCCUGGACAUAAAGACUCGAUCUGUUA